Messenger RNA from Hydra vulgaris (swiftwater hydra), 1351 nucleotides. Its product is annotated as alpha-1A adrenergic receptor. Lineage: Eukaryota; Metazoa; Cnidaria; Hydrozoa; Anthoathecata; Hydridae. Gene Ontology annotation, molecular function: G protein-coupled receptor activity. The record is from RefSeq and is a predicted model, not a curated record. Gene Ontology annotation, cellular component: plasma membrane. Gene Ontology annotation, biological process: G protein-coupled receptor signaling pathway.
UAUUGAACUGGUCACGCUUUUACGGCAAAUAAAAGCUGCCACAAAAGAUUUUAAAAUUAUUGAUUACUGAAUCAAAAUUUUAAAAAUGGCAGGAAACGACACUUUAGAAAAGUUUUCUAAAGAAAUAAUUAUAAUUAAAUCGCUGUAUUUGGUUAUUUGUAUUAUACUUGGACUUAUUGGCAAUUUGGUUGUCCUAAUAACUAUAUUAAAAUAUAGAAAAUUACAAACUAUAACAAACUAUUUUGUUUUAAACCUUUCAAUUACAGAUCUUCUGUUUAUUAUAUGCUGUAUGCCUACAAUUAUUAUUACCACAAUUGGAGAAAAGUGGUUGCUUGGUAACGCAGUUUGUAACAUCAUAGGUUUUUUAAACGUGCUUCUUUGCACAAACUCAAUAUGGAAUCUUGUUAUGAUUAGUAUCAAUAGAUAUUUAAAUGUAGCUAAACCUAAAAAGAUUAAAGAAAUCUACACUCGAAAAAAAACAAUUUUAAUGAUCAUAAGUGUAUGGAUAGUUUCAGGACUAGUUUCCGUUCCGCCCCUACUAAAUUGGAGCAGCUACAAACCUGGACCUAAUUUCUGUACAGUUGACAGAAAAGGUGCAAAAUCAUUUUAUCUUUUAAUUCUUUUAAUAAUGUAUAUUUUACCUUUGUUAAUUUUAGUCAGUUUAUACUCAUGCAUAUUUUUCAUAUUAAAAAAAAAAGAAAAAAAAAUAUUACUGAAGUGCAAUAUAAACUAUAUUGAACAUUCCGACUGUAAAGGAAAUGCUUCAAUAUAUAAAAAUGGUUUAUUAUCUUACCAAGCAGGGAACAAACAAAUUAGCAAUAAGAAAAUAAUGAUUAACUACUUUAUAAGUAAGAAUAAUGAUACGUAUAAAGUUAGUGUCAAAAAAGCUCAAAAUCAUAACAAGAAACUUCAGAAGUGCGUAAAACUUUAUAAACAAUAUCAAAUUACAAAAAGACUAAUGGUUUUAGUCCUCAGCUUCUUCUUAUUUUGGACUCCAUUUUUCAUUGGCUCAUUUUUGAUUACUUAUGGCGUAAAAAACAAAAAAAACUUUCAUUUUACAACAUUUGGAGUAAUGUGCGGUUGUUUAAGUUCAAUAAGCAAUCCUUUUAUUUAUUCAAUGAAUAGUAGCUUUCGAAACCAUCUGAGAAAAUUGUCAAGAAACUUUUUUAAUAAAAAAAAUUAUUAAAUAUAAAAUUCAAGCAAUAAAUUUGCUUAACAGAUGGUGUUGAUGGUGGUGGUGUUUGUUUGGAGAUGGGUGCAAUUUUUUUGGAAGUAAAAACAUGGAAAAACAACAUCAAAAAACAUAUAUCUUUACACACUGUAAUAUUAUUGUAUGCAGUAUUAAUACUUU